Molecule: messenger RNA, 685 nt
Organism: Miniopterus natalensis
Lineage: Eukaryota; Metazoa; Chordata; Mammalia; Chiroptera; Miniopteridae
Source: RefSeq, a predicted model, not a curated record
GCUGCAGCUAAAAUCAGUCCAAUGCAACAGGAGUUUUAAGAACAGCAGCACAAAAAUGAUGACAACUGAAUGGAACAAGAAAUCACAUAUUUUCAAGAAGACCUCUUUAUUCUUGAAGUAGAAGUUUCCCUUCAAGAUGACAAGUAGUUCAAACUCUCCAGGUUCUCACUUGCCCUCAAAAACAAGAAGUUCUGAAAUAGACUGCAACUACUUGAAGGAAUUGAAUGAGGACUUAAAACUAAGAAAACUGGAACUGCUAGAGAUGCUAAAACCUCUUGAAGAUAAGAACAACCUCUUAUUCCAGAAGUUAAUGUCUAACCUGGAGGAAAAACAAAGAAGUCUGCAGAUUAUGAGACAGAUCAUGGCAGGGAAGGGGAGUGAAGAAUCCUCAGCCAUGGAGCUCAUUAAGGAAGCAGAGGAGAUGAAGCAGAAUCUGGAAAGGAAAAACAAGAUGCUUCGGAAGGAAAUGGAGAUGCUAUGGAACAAGACAUUCAACAUGGAAGAACUCAGUGAUCAACAAAAAGCACCACAGAUAAAAAACAAAACAAACUUGCAGGAUGGAAAGAGGCUCUUUCUUCCACCAGGAAAAACAACAGAGGAAAAUAGAAUGGGUCAGGUAUCAGGAACAAGCCAACAACCUUCAGGUAUUAAUGUGUUCUCAGGCUAGACUUGGGGUACAGUUUCA